AUGGGGAAGAACAAGCGGUCUCGAGGCCUAGCUCAAGAGCGUUUGGCGAAAAGGAGAAAGGAAGAUGAUGCUUUACUUGAAAAUGGCCUUUUCCUUCAGGAAGACGUGGGAAACCUUGAAGAUAAGAUUCCAACCGAUAAGCAAUGGGAAGACGAAGAACAAGACUACGAAUUGCAGCCAAGAAAAAUUCAGGAUUAUGAUGAAGAUCUGGUAGAAGGCCUACCUGUCAAAGUGAAAGGAAAAAUUUUGCGUCAAGUUCGUAGUGUUGCCAGACCUAAUGGCAAAUCGACUCAGAACGAGACCGACGAAGACCUAGAAGAAACGGAAGUUAAACAUGAAGUCAACGAAGCAAGUGACGAAGAAGAUGAACAUUCACCCUCGACCGAUAAUGCAGAGCGUAUUCUAAAGCUGAAAGAAGAGAUCGCUGACCUAGUCGAAUUAUUGAUGGAAGAGGUUGAAGAAAAUAUAGCAGCACUGACACGACUGAGAAAAAUGGCACAGUCCAAAAAUCCCAACACCUGCAAGUUUUCAAUGCUUGCGUUGGUUUCUGUGUUCAAAAGCUUAAUCCCGUCCUAUAAGAUUAGACCGCUAACAGACCUAGAGAGAAAGGAGAAGGUUUCCAAGGAAGUGGCGAAACAGAGGAAUUUUGAGCAAACCUUAGUUUCAAAUUACAAACUUUAUCUGGACUUGUUAACAACCCUAGCGAAGACCCCAAACAAUGCGGACACGCUGCAAGUAUCGCUUGGGGGCCUUGCCGCGAUCGCAGCCGCAGAACUUGCAACAUCGACUAUUCAUUUCAACUUCAGAACAGAGCUUCUCACAAUAUUGAUUCGGAGAGCUUGUAAACCUAGCGCGUCCUCAGAUGUGGCAUAUUCGAAAAUAGUUCAAACUCUGGAGACUUUAAUGAACGAUGAUGGUGAGGGAUCUGUAUCGCUUGAAGUCCUAAGAAUCAUGUCCAAAGUGCUUAAAACACGCAAGUUUAUGAUUGACGAAUCUGUGUUGAACAUUUUUCUUUCUCUCGAUGUUUUGCAUGACUAUGAUCCAAAUACAAAAGUAGAUCAGCCGGUCAGAAGGAAGAUAAAGAAGUCUGAACGAGUUCACUUGUCAAAGAAACAAAGAAAAGCACGGAAGGAAACGAAGCAAAUCGAAGAUGAGAUGCGUAAAGCCGAACAAGUAGUUUCAGCCGAAGAACGUGAAAGGAACCAAGCCGAAAUUCUUAAGAUUCUUCUGUCGCUAUAUCUCACUCUCUUGAGAGAAAACAAGGCUAAUUUAGUAGGUUCAGUGUUAGAGGGUCUUGCUAAGUUUGGCCACAUGGCUAACUUUGACUUACUAGGAGACUUUUUGGAGGUCAUGAAGGAAAUUAUCGAAACAAGUCAUAUUGACGAACUUUCUUUCGGCGAAGUGCGAAAAAUUCUUCUUUGCAUCGUUACUGCAUUCUCACUUAUUUCAAAUCAUACACAUAUGAAAGUCUCCGUCGAUCUGUCCUCCUUCGUUCAAGCCCUGUAUGCCCUACUACCCACUCUCUCACAAGACGCCGAUAUUGAGUUUUCACAUAAAAGUUUAAGGCUUGCUGAUCCUCUGAACGAUGAUUUUGUCAAGCCUUCUGUCAAUGUCUCUACAAAAGCCGAGCUUCUGCUGAAAGCCCUCGAUCACAUAUUUUUCCGAUCCAGGUCUGGCUCUAAGGACAGAGCCGCUGCUUUUGUUAAGAGACUCUACAUGAUGAUUGAAAAUACACCUGAAAAAACUUCAAUUGCUGUCUUGAAGUUUAUCGAGAAGUUGUCCACUCGCUACCCAGAAGUGAAGGGACUAUAUUCCACGGAAGACAGAAUUGACAACGGAGUAUUUUCCUUAGAGGCUAAUGACCCAACGAGAUGUAACGCUCGGACUGCGGUCAUUUGGGAAAAUGCAGUCUUAUUUGAGCACUACUCUCCAGCAAUUGUCAAAGGCGUGAAAAGCUUAUUUGUAAAAUCAAAAGAGGAGUUCUAA
This is a messenger RNA of Lachancea mirantina, 1986 nucleotides long. The record is from the annotation of a GenBank genome assembly. Lineage: Eukaryota; Fungi; Ascomycota; Saccharomycetes; Saccharomycetales; Saccharomycetaceae.